AGAAGAAUAGGGAGAGUCGUGUCAAAGUUGUCACCAUUUUUGUGCUCCCCGGAAAAUCGCGUUUUUAUCGAGUUAUCCCCAAAAAUCUGUGUGAAAAUGUAUGGAAAAAGUGAUAAGAAUGUGCGGUGCAUGCUGUGAUAUGGAGAAAAGGGCGUCACAUCGAGGAAAUCAGCGAGAAAAGUGACACGAAAAGUUCGCGUGGUGAUCAUCAAACUGUGCAGGGAGUAGAGGUGAUUUGUGGGAGAGACAGAUACAGGAAUGAUGGAGACUCCGUAUACAGUUCAGGCGGAGUAUUCCUUCAAGGGGUCCAACAAUGACGAGUUGUGCUUCAAGAAGGGGGACAUAAUAACGGUGACUCAGCGUGAGGAAGGGGGUUGGUGGGAGGGGACGCUGGGUGAUAAGACUGGAUGGUUCCCCAGUAAUUACGUGAAGGAGUACAAGACCCCAUUGCCUCCUGCGGAAACCAUCAGGCCACCCGAAGAGAUUCAGGCUAGUCGUUCCCUUGUCCUCAAUGAUCUGCUUGAGAGCGAAAAGGCUCAUGUGGCAGAAAUUCGGGGACUCUUGGAGAAUUUCCUGGAGCCUCUGUCAAACAGUCAAAUAUUAUCAUCAGACGAAUACGCUCAACUAAUGUGUAAUUUUGUAGAAAUAGUAGAAAUUCACGAGGAUCUUUUGUUAAACAUUGAAGACUGCAACGAUCGUGUUGGGAAAUUAUUUCUAUCGAAGGCAUCAGUGAUCAAGAAUAGUCAUCAGGCCUAUUGUGCGGCUCAUCCACGUGCCAUAGUUAUUUUGGAUAAAUACAAAGAUGAACUGGAGACUUUUAUGGAGCGUCAAGGAGCUGCUUCGCCAGGUCUUUUGGUACUAACAACGGGCCUAUCGAAGCCAUUUCGUCGCCUUGAGAAGUAUUCAGCCAUGUUGCAGGAGUUGGAGAGGCACAUGGAAUGUGGUCAUCCAGAUCGAGGGGACACUCAGCGAAGUGUGGCUGUUUACAAGGAUAUUGCCUCCACGUGCGCUGCCACGAGAAGGCAAAAGGAACUCGAACUGCAGGUAUUAACUGGUCCAGUUCGGGGUUGGCAGGGACAGGAAUUAAGCACUCUCGGGGACAUUAUUCAUAUGGGAAGUGUAGCUGUUGGACCAGAUCACAGAGAUCGGUAUUUCGUCCUCUUUCCCCAAACACUGCUCAUUUUGAGUGUCAGUCAGAGGAUGAGUGCAUUUAUUUACGAGGGAAAAUUACCCUUGACGAAUAUAACAGCGAAACGUCUCGAAGAUUCAGCAACAAUGAAGAAUGCCUUUGAAUUGAGUGCACCAUUGAUUGAGCGAAUUGUUGCAGUGUGUCAGGGACCAGCUGAAGCUAACAAAUGGGUAGAUCUUCUCUCGUCUUUUUCCACUUCCCUCCGUCGACCCGGUGUAGAUCUCAAGAGAACCAUCGGCAGUAAUUCAUCUGUAAAUGUUCCUCAUCCGCCUCCACAUAUGUCGCCGCCGCCGUCACUUGGAGGAAAUCAUCAAAGUCGCGUCACAACGCCCAUUCACAUGUCUCAACACAAACGCAGUCACUCCUUCAAUCACCAUCUCACGUUCAAUCAACUGCAGAAGCAACAGCAGGCACAGCCACAGCAUCCUCAUCCAGCGCCACCUCUUCCGCCCAGUCAUCAUCCCAUUCAGCCAAAGGACCUCAAUACCCAAGCACUAGUGGUGCAAAACGAAAAGAGCGUCAACCCAAAAGCUAAUUGGAGCAUCACAAACCUAUGUCCAGCCCCGCCAUCGAGAAUGUCUGUGCAGGGCGGAAUUGUUGCCCCCAGGAAAGAUCCACCAACAUAUGAGGAGGAUGCUCUCGUGUUGAGGGUGAUUGAGAGCUACUGUGCAGCAUAUCAGAGUACCUCGCGCAAUACAACACAUUCGGCACUUCAACCAUGGACACCGUGUCUUCCAAUACGUGGUGGCAAAUUGAAAUCAUCGAAACAUUUCUCAACGUCAAAUCCCCAGCUACCCUUCAUUUGUGGCUCCCCAUCAAAUAUGAUGAAUAACACUAAUUCAACCAAUAGUCUCAAUUCAUCGUAUAUUUGGCGCGAGGCAAGCCCAAAUAAUUUCAAUAUGUACUCAACAUCUGUGUCAUCGCUCAAUUCAUCUUAUCGCUAUUCCUUGGGUACAGCCGCAGCCACUACCACGGCCGGCGGUGGAGUGGCGCCUGGGGUGACAUAUGAAUGGCGAUCGGUAUCGGAGGAUAAAUCACCUAGGCACAAAACACCACCGAUCAAGUACAAAACACCGUCAAAUUAUGAUAAUUUGCAGAAUACACCAUUGCUGAGUAGGAAGGUUUGUCCUCUGCCACGGCAACCUUCCUUCAAGGGAGGUAGUUCCUCACCCCGAAAUACUCCUCAGCAAUCCUACAGAGACCAUCAACUUUUGUACGAUAGGCGUGUCAAUAGGUCCUUUGAUGCACCUGGAGUGGGUCCUGAGGCUAUGAAAUUGCCCAAAGGACAUCCACUGAGACGAUCAACUCCACAUCUCUCUGGAAUGGAAGGUGAUCCGGCACUUCCGGGCAGCAAUAGAGACUCCAUGAAUGCCACUUGGUGCUGUGGGAGUUUUGUGCUGAAACAAUGGCGAAAAUAUCAUCAAUAUGACUGAAAGUAGUGUCAUGGAAGUUCCAGCACGAUUCCUUUAUGAAACUUCCAUGAUGAUCAUUUUAUAUAAUGUCUUAUAAUUUAUUUUAUCAUUUGCUUUAUAGUUUCUGAAUGUCUGUGAGAAUAUUUCAUGGGACUUCUUUAUCUGACAUUUGGUUCUGUGAUUGAAAAAAUUACAUUUUUUACAAGGGUAGUAAUUGAGGUCCUAAAUAAGCCCCGCCCAGAAAUCUUUUAGUAACGCCCUCUUUAGGAGAUGUCAAUUUAAUUUGUUGUUUUUUUUAUUUGGUAUUUUCGAAAAAAUCGAAAAUUGAAGUAACUACGGAGCCCAUAAACCACCGAUUUUAAUUUCUUCAUUAGUAAGCGGGGCCUAUAAGUUAUUAAAAAAGGACAAAAUGAAGUUUUUCACAAGGAUUAUACACCAUUUUAAGAUACCACGCCCUUAUAAUAAAUUACUUACAACUUCAGAAAAGCAGUGUUUUGCUUUACUAGAUCAACUGAAAUUAAGAAAAGUAUGAUAAAAUCUCCCAUUUCUCCUUUACUAAGGGCGGAGCCUAAAACUCUACAUCACAAAAAAACACCCCGCCCAAAAAGAUGAAUCCUGAUUUCAAAUACUUCAAAGAAGACUUACUUUGUCUACCAGAUCAAGGGAAAUUGCUAAAAUUGAUUCACUUGUAGGCGGAGACUAAAAGGUCUGCUUUUAAAAAAUAACCCCGCCCCCUUUAGCCAUAUUUUAACAAAAUAAAGGUCAUCUGGAUGCAUUAAAUAGUUUCAAAGAGUAUAUAAUUGAGUUAGGGUAAAUGUCCUAAUUCAAAACCACUUCCAGACGCUUUAACUUUGACAGAAGAUUCAACACAUUAAGUUCAUAUUUUUUCUGAAGAGAAUUACAUAAAUUUUCUCCUUGACUCUUCUAGAAUGUUACUGUUUAGUGAAAAUUCUUUAGAUAUAAUUUGAAACACUUCUUAAACACAAGAAAAUACGUGAGUGUAAAAAACUUCUAUUGGAAACAUAUUAAUCCAAAUGGAGACAAGGGAAAGUUUCUAAUUGGAGACAAACAGUGUAGAGACAAACAGAGUUGCUCCUGAUUGCAGGAUUUGUUCUUAUUCCUGGUCUUUUCUCCUUUCCCAUCUAAAACAAUAAGAAAAUUUCUCCAGAAAAAAUCAUAUUUCCGGGUUUUCCUAUUGAAGCAUUUGCAGACACUUCAGAAAAUCCCUUUUUGUUCACGAAAUUGGUAAUUAUUUCAUUUGAAAACUUCACGUACCGUUAACAAUAAAGACUAGCACUUAAUUUAAGUAAAAUUAGCCAGAAAUAUGACAUAAAUGUUAAACAAUACGAAUAAACAACAAUCACCUUAUUGUGUUUUUCAUUGGAAAACAUGGCCAUUUAAUGAAAAAUUCCAUGGUGAAAAGGUACACUGUUAAUAUUUCUGAGAAAUUAACAAAUUAUAAUUAGUGAAUAUGAAUGGAUUUUCGCUUUAUUUGGAGCAAAAUUAACUAAAUAAUGAAACUGUGGUAUAGAAAAUAUAUAAAUAUAAUAAUUUAGUACUGUAUUUAUCGUGAAAAUAAUAGCCUUUCCAUUUGGAGUAUCGAAAAAUUUCCAUUUGGAGCAGGUAUUGAAUUAGCUUAAUUUACCCUACUGAAAUGUUAUUUCACUAACUCAAUUAUAUACUCUUUGCAACUAUUUAUGCAUCUAGAUGACAUUUCCAGUUGACCAGUUUUAUUCAAAACAAAAAAAAAAAGAAUCAGUGCUUUAUGCUUUUCAAAUUACUGAUGCCCUUACGUGACUAAUAUGUACAAUAAAUAAUAAUUAACAGGUAAUAAAGAUACGCUAUUCUAUUGAAUUCAGUAGAUGUAUCUUAUGAAACAAGGUAAAAGUGGAUUUUAGAUUUUUUGGUGGUAAAAAUAUUGUGGUUUGUGAAAAGGGCGUGGUCUAUUAGUUGGACACUGUAGGGGAGGGUGGGGCUAUUUCACCCCUUAAUUGCAAAAUGUAUUUUGGGAGCAUUUUGCAAAAAGCUGAUAAACAGAAGUAAAACUUUGUAUAUUCUGUGAAUUACAGUUGGGUUUAGGGUUAAUAAAAAUAAUAACAAUAAUCCUUUAAUUUCAUUAGUCUAUUGUGGAGAAAUUCAUUUCACUUGAAAGGCAGAAUGUGUGAAAGUCCCCCAUUGCGGGGCAAUUUCAAGUAUUAGGCAAUUUUUGAGAAAGAUAAAACGUGUUUAUAGAAAACUUGCGAUACCAGAAUUGAUUAAAAUUACUAUUUUGAAGUCUUUUAGGACUCUAAAACAUAAAAAUAUAAUCAAACAAGAACUUUAUAACAGAAUUUGAACACUAAUUGAUCAUACAGAGAAAAUAAAAUAUCGCUAAAGAUUUUCAAGCCUAUUUCUCAUUAAUUGAGCAAUUUUCUUUGAAUUUUUAUACGAAAGAAAUGUCUUUUCUAGUGCUAAGUUAAUUCUGUACAUUGUUGGGUCAUUAUAUCGCUUUAGAACAUGUCCUUUUUAGUAUAACAGUUUUAUAAUAGUAUUUUAAAGUCUUGAAUUUUUAUAUACUAAAAAAAAUUUACAAUAUCGUGCUGAAAACAUUCUGAAAAUAUAUUAAAACAAUUAAAUUCAUCAUUUUUAAGCACUUACAAAAGACUGAAAGAUUAUUUUUUUUACAUUUUUUAUGAACUUUUAGGAAAUACUACUUUCCAUAAUUUCGAACUUUAUCGACAAAAGAGCUACAAAACGUUUUCAAUGAUCAUUUAAGGUUAAUUUUGAUUAAAAAAAGUAAAUUGUUAGACACUGGAAACUUCUCCGUGUGCUUGCAUGAAACCGCCCCUCACGAACUUCCGGAACUCAAAUGAAAAUUGUCAGAACCGUCUUAGAUUUCAUUCAACGCUAAAUGCUUUAUAAUAAUAAAACCACUGGUAACUUAAUACAAUUAUGUUACUUCGAUAGAUAAGUGCAAUAGUUCAGAAAUUGCUGAAAAUAGGACAUUACAAAAAGUUUCAUUUUGAUGCAGUUUUAUAAAAUUAAUUACAGAAUUAAAACGCGAAGCGUCACGAAAUUAACCCUCUAAUGGUGUUUUCUUUAAUAUGCGAAAAAAAGUUCUAAAACAAUGUUUUCUAGGAUAAUUAUGAUCCAAUAAAGUCGAAAAAACCAUCCAUUCUUCAUUAUCUUUUUUAGUUUAGGCGCUAUGUGAGAAAAUCUAAAUUUUUUUGACACUCUUUUUGCUUCUAAAAUUUACAUUUUUAGUUUUUUCAAAUUUUUUAAAUAAAAUAUACAAAGUAGAAUGACAUAUCUUUCAGUAAAAAAUAAAUUUAUUUUAGUCAGAUAACUUUAAAUCGGUAUUUUUAUGGAAAUUGGAAAUGAGUUUUUUUUGCACAAAUAUUUUUUGUUGCUUUCUCUCUGACCUGUCACACAAAACUGGGAAUAGCAACAAAACGAAGAGUCAAAAUGAGUUCAAACUCUCAAGAGAUAUUUAUAAAACUAUUACCGAGGACACUACAGCACUUUUAAAUAAAUAAAACCUUUAUUGUCGCUGUAAAUGUGAUUUUUGUGAAGACCGCCUGGAGGCGGUAUUACCCGUUAGAGGGUUAAUUAUUUUUAUGAACAUGGGUCUCAGUUGUUUCUUCAAUAACAUAAAGGUUUUAUCCCAUUCAUUUCAAAGGGAUAAGAAGAAUAUGUAAAAAUUGAAACUGCCCCGUCGUUAAACUGCCCCACCCUCCCCUAUCACUCGGUUAUUGCUAAAACUUUGCAACUACACUGAGAGAAAUCCGAAAAAGUUAAAAUAACAUUCCUGAAAUGUUAAUUUUACCCUGCAGUAUUGAUCCAAAAUCGGUGUAAAUAUUACCCUUUUUAGGUGUAUUAUGGGUUAAAGUUACCCUUAUUUCAUGUUGAUUUUACCCUUAAAAGGUGUGAAAUUAACAUUAAAAAAUGUUGAUAUGUUUUUACACCUGAAAAGUGUUAAAGUUCUGACAAAAAAGUUAAUCGUAGCCCCUUUUUUCUCAGUGUAUGAACUUAAUUUUUCGCAUCGAAAUUUAAAUGUUUCGUGUAUCCCGAAGAGGGUGGUGUUAAUAUUAAUUUUUGGGCGGUGCUUAUACAAGAAUUCCAAUAUUACCUCAAUUAAGAAUCCAAAAAAAAUCAAAAUAACCAAUGUCAUAUAAAGUUGUGCCCAUUUCUCGCCUCUGUUUGAGCUAAUGGCACUUGAGAUGGCUCGAGAGAAUGUAAUUUCCCUCCAAUGGCGAUCAAAUGAUCGCAAUCGUAAAGGAGGAUCGCAGAAGAUCGUGCAUUUUACAGGGUUCUGCCAAUGAAAUAAAAAGUUGGUGGCAAAAAUGCAGAAUUUAAAAAGUUGGUCUAAAAACGUUUUAUUCGUGAAAAAAAAUAACCAUUCAAUGGAUCAAAUGUUGACAAUAUAUUGACUUUAUAUACUUGAAGAUAAAAAAAAAAGUUCAAUGAAUUUCGAUAAAUUGUGGGAGAAAAAGGUUGCAGAGAUGAUGAUUUAAGAGAAAAAAAAAAUCCGUGUCGUGAUUUUGUUGACGAAUCGAAAGGGUUCCUUUCUUCGCAGAGAGAAUGUUUAAAUUGUGUAGAAUUUUUCAUCUAUUUACUCCAAUUUAUAUUAUAUAUUGUAUAUGUAUAUGACGGAAAAAAAGUAUUUAGAAUUUAGAGGUAUUUGAGCAGCACAAGUGAGGUGGAAGAGAUCAGAAACACUUUCGUGCCAAUAUUUGGGAGAAGAGAGGGAGAAUAUUUGAGAGAUUUGUGUAUAAAUUCUUAUGUAGUGUUAAGUGUAGUACAGAUGUGAAGGCUAAAAUGUAAAAGAUCAGAAAUUUCUUGAGCUUCAAUUAAAUCAAAUGUUUCACCGUAACAAAUUUCGUUAUGAAAAUUUUUGGGGAAAAAUCCAAAUCAAAAGAUAUUUUAGUCAUAAAUCAAAGCACAGUAACUCCGAAUAUGGGAGACCGGGGCAAAAUUAGUCAGGGUUAGAAUUUAACAGUGUAUUAUUAUAGUUUUUUUUUUUAGAAAGAAUAUUGAGCAAACUUCUACUUAUUAAGAGUACUUAACUCCCACUCUGUUCAUCAAAAUAUUUAAAAUUUCAUUUGCUGGGUAAUUUUGCCCGGUCCCGUCUAUCUUUCGGAAUUUCGAAAAUUUUUCGAAAUACAUUUAACUGACAAAUUUCCUUCCUUUCAAUCUUAAAUAGGGUGAAGUCAUCACUUGUGAACGUUAUACAUUUGUGAACAGCUUGCAGAAAACUUAAUUUUACUCGAAUUCUAAAAUAAAUUUCGAAAUAUCAAAAAAUGACAUUUUCUGAUGUGAUUAACAAUGUUAUGAUUUUUCGAAAUCUGUUUUAGGUAAAAAUUGAAGAUUACUGCCAGUUGUCCAUAAGUAUUUCAGUUUCGGAGAAAAAAAUAUUCAAAGAAACAGCGCUAUUUGAAUCCAUAUUCGAAAUUUGAGAAGCUUUUUCGAUAUUUCACACAAUCUUAAAAAAUUAAGAAUGAUAGACCUUAUUUAGAAACUAUUUUUCAAUUUAUUUAAUUCCUUUUGAAAUGUUCCUAAUGUUCCUUUCGAAAUUAAAAGAACAGUCAGAUACAUCUAAUCCCAGAUAAACGGUAAAAAUGACUUCGAAAAAAGAUCUCAGAAGUUCGAAACUUAUAAAACUAACUUAUUCGAAAUCGAAAACUUCUCUGAAGUCUCUUACGUGGUUUUAUUUUCAGUUCCGGUUCAGUUCAGUUUAGGUUUAGUUCCGUAAAUCAAAUAUUCAUAAUUCGAUAUUGAAUUUUUUUCAGUAUUUUUCUUAGAGUAAAAUCGAUAUUCGAAAUAAAAUCGAAAAUUGAAUUCAAGGCAUGGGAUUGAUAACCCCACCAAUGUAUAAGAACAAAAAAAAACAUAAUAAUAAUGCUUGUUUAGAAAUUCUGCAUCCGGGAAGGCCUAGGUUCCUAUACGGAAUAUUGUGUCAGCAAAGAUUGAAAUGUUAAAAAAUAAAUUUAGGAAUAUUUUCGACAUUACAAAAUCAUUAAAAUAAAUCACAAUAUCUUUUUAAUUUUAUAAAAAGAAGGAAUAAUUCAAUUUUAACCUGAUAAAGUACACUUUUUGCUUUUCGAAUUUAGGUUUGAAUUUAUUUUCGAAAAAUGAUCGGUUCAUUGUACUUAUUUCGAAAUUCAAAACAAUGUGAGAUCCUUUUUGACACUUUUUAGGAAUUCAAAUAAUUGAACAUACCGUAGAUGCGAGUGACUUUCCAAUCCCAGGGUGGCUUUGCACAUUUGUUUUUCGGUAGCUUUGCGUUAAUUGUAAGACGUAGGGAUGGUCUAAAAAUCAUCCUUAAGUGUGUUACAAUUUAAGUAAAAUUUACGAAAACCAGGGGUGCAAUAUCACUCGCAUCUACUGUAUUUUCAUAAUUUUUCUUAUUAAAAAAUAACUAAUAAGGUGGAAUCACCACUUCUCGCCAGUGAGUGCCCCACUUUUCGCCACUUAUAUUGAAAUCGCAAUUUUUCGCGAUUUGUGAAAUAAAUGAGCCGCAAAGAUCUUUGUAUUUUUACUGCUGCUAUGUAUAGUGUCGAAAAAAAAUAAUUAUUCUUUUUGGAUUUACGAUUUUGAGGAUUUUUUAGAGUAAUAUUUUAAGCAAGUGCAUCAAAUACAUUAUUUCUUACCAAAUAUACUAAAUGUUAUUAAAUUUUCAUCAAGCAAAAAAUACCUUUUUGGAUAAAUAAUCUGUCUAUUGAAUAUUUAAUUACACUUAUGGAAUACAUAAAAUUUGUGUUUAGUUAAUUAAUAUUUAAUUUUACAUUAUUUUUAUAUAAAAAUCAGGCAUGACGAAAAGUGGUUAUCUUCUGCAAUUAAUUUUACCACCUGUCGCCAUUUCUUUUUAAUAGGCGACGCUAACUUCAUUUUGUAGGUUCUUAGUUGUCAAAUUUGCAUAGUUUACUUUCUGCAAUAGACCUAUAAUUUGAUUUUUCAAAUAAAAGUGAAUAAAAAUCGUUUAAAGUGAGUAAUAAUAGGGUAAUCACGAGGAAAAAGAAAUGCUGAAUGUAUUCUUUUUAUAACAUUGCCUAAAAUAAUCGAGUUUGGACCUUUCCAAGUGGGUGGCGAGAAGUGGUUACAAAACUGGCGAAAAGUGGUGAAAAGUGGCGACAAAGUGGUUAUUUUUGCAUUGUUAAUAAAAAUCAGUUUUUUAAGUAGUCCAGCGUUAAAUUCUAGGACUAUCGUUUUCACGAAUCUAGAGCCAAUACAUCUAAGUGGUUUUGCGUCUAAUUUGAGUUAUCUUGUAAUAAAUGUUCAAAAGUUAUAAUAAAAUUAAUUCCUCUUUUUCCUAAACAUGGCGAUAAGUGGUUACUACCACCCUAUCAAAAUUCUGUUCUACAACAUUUUGCCUACGCAUCUGUAUAUUGUCUUUUUAACUUUACGAUUUUAGUGAUGAAGAGGAGAAGAGAGUGGCAAUCACUUGUACAUCCUCAAUAUAAAACUAAUCUAGUCCGUUACAAUGUUGAGAUUUAUACCAUAUUAUAUACAACAAUUUGUCCUAUUUAUUACUUAUUAUUCAUAUUAAUUGUACAAUAUAUUAUUAUUAUUAUUAAAAAAAAAUUGAAACAAAAUUAGUUAAGGACGAUCGUGAGCGUACUAAAUAUAUCUUAGUAAUUACAUUAAAAUUUUUUUAGUGAGAUAGAGAAAAGAAAUCUCAAGAGCAAUUUGUGGGAAAACAAGAAAAAAAUACAUCAAAAAAGAAAACUUAUAUAUAAUUUCCCUUUUAAGAAAAUCACAAUGGCACUAAAAGAGAAGGAUCUGUUUGUAAGAAUCUUGUAAUAUUUAAUCGUCGAUGUAAUGGUAUUCAAUUUGGCAUGGUGACUACACGGCUUUCCAUCCAAAAUGUUUCUUUGUCCUAUGGAAGGAAGAUAAAUCUAAAAGACUUCUUUCCUGAAGCACCCAAAAAAAACAAAUAUAAAAUGCAUUCUAUACAGAGGAAAACCCCGUAGAUUUUUUGCAAAACUAAAAAUAGAAAAAAGUGAAAUUUAAGAAAGAAAUCAAGUUCAAUUAAUCAAAAUUAAAAAAAUUUGCAGACAAAAAUCAAUAGAGAUGGAAGAUUAAAAAAAAAGAAUCAGUAAAUUGUAUACCUUACGGUGCUAAGAACAUUUUGUUGUAAAGAAGAAAAGAGGAGAAAAAAAAACACCUGUGUAUAUUUUGUCUAAUACAUGUUUCAUACUCGAAAUUUAAUACUAUUAAUGAUGAAAGAAAA
Molecule: messenger RNA, 10810 nt
Organism: Phlebotomus papatasi
Lineage: Eukaryota; Metazoa; Arthropoda; Insecta; Diptera; Psychodidae
Gene: RtGEF
Product: rho guanine nucleotide exchange factor 7
Exons: 9
Coding region: 259-2622 (787 amino acids)
Molecular function (GO): guanyl-nucleotide exchange factor activity; protein binding
Source: RefSeq, a predicted model, not a curated record